GCUGGAGUCGGUGGAGAAGGGGCCUUUGUCUGGGACUUUGAGGAGCCUCUGUGAGGUGGGAGACAGGCCUGCCCACUGAGUCACAGGGGCUGUGGGAACCAGUGCUUUCCCAGGGUGAAGGUGGAUGAGGACUGAGAGAAGGUGGCGUAGGAGUGUGUUUGUGGAGGAUGAAGAGGAGGGUGUGGGGGAGUCUCAGGGCUGCAGGCUGGGGGUGGGGAAGGUUUGGUGGCGCCUUUUUUUUAUGGGCUUGAAAGCAGGGUUGGGCCGGAGUUUGGACCUUGCUGCUUGCUGGUGAUGGGACAUUGGGGCAGGGUGUGUCAGAUCAGCUGCUGUGGGGAUGAUGCUGGCUUUCCUGGACAGGAGGAGUGAGUGGGAGAGGGCAGGGACAGAGCUGGCAUGUUGAGGGCAGAUGGGAGGUGAGACCUGAGCUGGAGCCAGACAUGGUGAGGAGAGGAGUGCUUUUGCGGGGGAGAGCCGACAUGACUUGUGGGGGGUGUGUAGGGGGCAGGGGGUGUUAGGGACAGUGAGGUAUCCAGGAUAAUUCUGGGAAUGGUAGUCAUGUUUGCUGUUCCGGCUGAGGUGGGUGGCAGGAGUGUCUCCUGGAGCUAAACUUACACUAUGGGGCGCUCUCAUGUGGGUGCUCCUGAGCCCUGGAUCUGGGGGCUGGGGGUGGGGCUGGCGUGCCAAAGCUGGGGAGGUGCUUGUUCCUGUCCAGCAUCUGGGGUUGGUAGUUGGCUCCUCUGGCCAGCAGCCACGGGCCCUCUGGGCAGCUCUUUAGGGAGAGAAAUUAUUUCGGUGGUCGUGUGUAUGUGUGUGUAUGUACUGGCACGUAGGUGUGGCUGUGUGUGUGUGACAGUGUGUGUGAUUGUGUAGAGGUGACGGAGGUGGGAUGUGUGAGUGGCUGUGGCAUGCCUGUAACACAUGCCUGUCAUGGAGGGUGUGAGAAGGACCCAGUGUGCCCGUGUCAUGCUGGACGUGAGCCCUGGUCAGGUAGUGUGACUGUGAGUGAGGGGGCAGCUGUGUGUGUGUGUGUGUGUGUGUGUGUGCGUGCAUGUGCGUGUGUAUGCCCUGCCCUUGGGUCUGGUGUGUAUGUAUGCAUGUGUGUGUGUGUGUGACUGGUCUGACUGAGGGCGUGUGUCACCAUGGAGAUGAGGGUGGGGGUUGAGUGGCUGACUGAGUGAGUGGAUGUGGGGUCCUGUGGCUGUACUGUGGUCUGGCCUAUGGAAGAGCACAUGUGUGGCAGUGUCUGUGUAUACCUGAGCCAGCAGGACUGAGAGAGUGUGGGGGAAGUGUGCCUGGGGUGGGAAAGAUUGUACCUAUAGCUUCUAGCCAUGUGUACGUGUGAAUGAAGGUGCCUGAGGCUGGGACCAAGUGCUUGCAUGUGCUGGUGUGUGUGCAUAUGGGAGUGCACACGUGUGUGCUCCGGGCCCAGCAUGGGCCGCUAACAGGCUUACUUCCUGAUCCCUCAGGGCCUCAAGGAGAAGGGGACCAUCCGGCGUGAGGUGGCACCUGAGUUGGCGGUGGGACGAUGGUGCUACCGUGGGGUCCUACUACAGCCUGCCUGGCCCUGGUCCUGGCCCUGGCCCUGGUGUGUCCAGGCGAGGCCGCUCCACCACAGGACUGCACGGGUGUUGAGUGCCCGCUGCUAGAGAACUGCAUUGAGGAGGCGCUGGAGCCAGGUGCCUGCUGUGCCACCUGCGUGCAGCAGGGCUGUGCCUGCGAGGGCUACCAGUAUUACGACUGCCUGCAGGGUGGCUUCCUGCGUGGCCGUGUGCCCGCCGGCCAGUCCUACUUCGUGGACUUCGGCAGCACCGAGUGCUUCUGCCCGCCAGGCGGUGGCAAAAUCAGCUGUCAGUUCAUGCUGUGCCCAGAGCUGCCACCCAACUGCAUCGAAGCUGUGGUGGCUGCAGACAGCUGCCCACAGUGCGGCCAGGUGGGCUGUGUCCACAUGGGCCGAAAGUACGCCGCCGGCCACACCGUCCACCUGCCGCCCUGCCAGGCCUGCCACUGUCCUGACGCGGGCGGUGAGCUCAUCUGCUACCAGCUGCCUGGGUGUGACACAGAUGCUGAGGCAGUGCCAGCUGCCACCGCCACCCCUACAAACUUCUCAGACACCGAGGAGGGUGACCCCGAGCGGCAUUAUGAAGACCCCUACAACUAUGACCAGGAGGUGGCCGAGGCAGAGGCGGUGGCUGCAGCGGCCUUGGCAGGGGAGCUCCAGGCAGGCGCAGGGGGCCCGGCUGCUCUGGGAGGCGGAGGUCAGCCCCUUUCUGCCAUCCAGGCAACACCCUGGCCAGCUGCCCUCCCCAGGCCCACCGCAGCUGCUGCCCUAGGCCCCCCAGCCCCUGCUCAGGCCAAAGCCAGGAGAGUGAAGGAGGACAGUGAGGAGGAGAAGAAGGCAGAAAGAACUGUCAUGGAGCAGCUGGCUUCAGGUGGCCCGAAGGGGCUGGAGGGGCCACCUAAUGCAGACCCAGCUGGGCCAGGUCUCCCCGUCCAGGAGGUGGGGGCGGAAGCUAGGGCAGGGCCUGAAGAGAACCUCAUCCCCGAUGCCCAGCCCACCCUCCACAGCACAGGGCAAGAGGGAGCCAGACCUGCAUUGGCACCUGGUAUAGCAGGUCCCGUCCCCACACUGAGUACUCCUAAAGACCUGGUCAAGCCCACUGUCCACACCACCUGGACCACGCCACUGCAGGAGGUAGCCCAGGACCUCCCAACCCAGGAGGUGGCCAAGCAGCCGAAGAUUCUGUCUCGUCCCCGGGCAGAGGAGGACAUAGACCCCAACUCCGUCCAUUCUGUCCCCAGAGGCAGUUCUGAAGUCUCCACCAAGGACCUGAUUGAGACAUGCUGUGCAGCUGGGCAGCAGUGGGCCAUCGAUAAUGACGAAUGCAUGGACAUCCCUGAGAGUGGCGCGGAGGGUGAUGUCUGCAGGACAGCUCAGAAGCACUGCUGCAUCUCCUACUUAAAGGAGAAGACCUGCAUGGCUGGUGUCCUGGGGGCCAAGGAGGGCGAGGCCUGUGGGGCUGAGGACAACGACACCUGUGGCAUCUCCCUGUAUAAGCAAUGCUGUGACUGCUGUGGCUUGGGACUUCGCGUACAGGGCGAGGGCCAGUUGUGCCAGUCCAACCCCAACCUGGGCUACCCCUGCAACCACGUCAUGCUCUCCUGCUGUGAGGGCGAAGAACCCCUCAUCGUGCCUGAGGUCCGCAGGCCUCCAGAGCCCGCAGCCAUACCACAGAGAGUUUCAGAGGCAGAGGUGGGGGCCCGGGAGGCCCUGUCACUGGGCACGGAGGCCGAGUUGCCCAACAGCCUGCCGGGCGAUGACCAGGAUGAGUGCCUGCUCCUCCCGGGGGAGCUGUGCCAGCACCUCUGCAUCAACACCGUGGGCUCCUACACCUGUGCCUGCUUCCCUGGCUUCUCACUGCAGGACGAUGGCCGCACCUGCCGUCCAGAUCGUGACCCCCCAAAGCCGGAGGCUGCGCCAGAGUCUGCACCAAGGCCACCAUCAUCCCCAGCAGCCCCCAACGUGAUCCCACUACCUGUACCACAACCCAACACCUGCAAAGACAACGGGCCCUGCAAGCAGGUGUGCAGCAUCGUUGGGGACACAGCCAUGUGCUCCUGCUUUCCUGGCUACGCCAUCAUGGCCGAUGGUGUGUCCUGUGAAGACAUCAACGAAUGCGUGACUGCUCUGCACACGUGCAGCCGGGGCGAGCACUGCGUGAACACGCUGGGCUCCUUCCACUGCUACAAGGCCCUCACCUGUGAGUCGGGCUACACCCUCACGGAUGGCGAAUGCACAGAUGUGGACGAGUGUGCACUGGGCACGCACAACUGCCAGGCGGGCUUCACGUGCCAGAACACCAAGGGCUCCUUCUACUGCCAGGCUCGGCAGCGCUGCAUGGUGGGCUUCCUGCAGGACCCCGAGGGCAACUGUGUGGACAUCAACGAGUGCACGUCGCUGUCUGAGCCCUGUAAGCCGGGCUUCAGCUGCAUCAACACGGUGGGUUCCUACACGUGCCAGAGGAACCCCCUGCUCUGCGGGCGCGGCUACCACGCCAGUGAGGACGGCACCAAGUGUGUGGAUGUGAACGAGUGUGAGACAGGUGUACACCGCUGCAGCAAUGGCCAGGUGUGCCACAACCUCCCCGGUUCCUAUCGCUGCGACUGCAAAGCUGGCUUCCAGCGCGAUGCCUUCGGCCGGACCUGCAUUGACAUAAACGAGUGCUGGGCCUCCCCGGGCCGCGUGUGCCAGCACACCUGUGAGAACACGCCUGGUUCUUACCGCUGCUCCUGCGCCUCGGGGUUCCGGCUGGCUGCUGAUGGCAAGCACUGUGAAGACGUGAAUGAGUGCGAGUCCCAGCGCUGCAGCCAGGAGUGUGCCAACAUCUAUGGCUCCUACCAGUGCUACUGCCGCCAGGGCUACCAGCUGGCCGAGGAUGGGCACACCUGCAGAGACAUUGACGAGUGCGCGCAGGGCGCCAGCAUCCUCUGCACUUUCCGCUGCCUCAACACGCCGGGGAGCUACCAGUGUGCGUGUCCAGAGCGGGGCUACGCCAUGAUGGCCAACGGGAGGUCCUGCAAGGAUCUGGAUGAGUGUGCGCUGGGCACCCACAACUGCUCCGAGUCCGAGACCUGCCACAACAUCCAGGGCAGCUUCCGCUGCCUGCGCUUUGAGUGCCCACCGAACUACGUCCGUGUUUCCGAAACGAAGUGUGAGCGUACCACGUGCCACGACUUGAUCGAGUGCCAGAACUCGCCGGCACGCAUCACGCACUACCAGCUCAACUUCCAGACGGGCCUCUUGGUGCCUGCCCAUAUCUUCCGCAUUGGCCCAGCGCCCGCCUUCGCAGGGGACACCAUCUCCCUGACCAUCACCAAGGGCAAUGAGGAGGGCUACUUCGGCACACGCCGGCUCAAUGCCUACACGGGCGUCGUCUACCUGCAGCGCACCGUGCGCGAGCCCCGGGACUUUGCCCUGGACGUGGAGAUGAAGCUGUGGCGCCAGGGCUCCGUCACCACCUUCCUGGCCAAGAUACAUGUCUUCUUCACCACCUUCGCCCUGUGAGGCUGGCCGCCCUGUGGGCCACUGAGGCCUCAGGCCCCUCUAGUAGUUCCACGCCGUGCACCCUGGGCUGCUGCCCUCACUGCACCGGGCAAGCUCUCCUUUCUGUUUCUAAACCACACAGGUGGGGUUGGGAAAUUAUUGGGAUGGUUUUACCUAUAACUUUGUAAAUUAACUUAAUUUUGCUGACUUGAUUCCUCUUGGGUUCCUGAGCCUCUCGCAUGCCCCAUGUGGAGGGAGUUAGCGGUGGGGGGUGUGUCCAUAGGUGCAUGCUGCGUGGAGCUUUGAGGACGGCUUUGAGGUGACUGCCAGACCCUCCAGGUGGAGUCGAAGACACAGGCUGGGCAACUACUGCAGAAAGGAGACAAACUGCCACGUCGGGGCUUUCGGACUCAACUGGAUGACCUGUCCCAAAGCGGACGUUUCGUUUCAUCUUCCACUGUGAUUCGUUCUUUACCUUUUUAGAAAAAAAAAUCAUUGUAAGUUUUUUUGUUUUUGUUUUUAAACUAUAAAAGUAGCACAUGUGCAUUGUAAAAAAAAAUUCAAAGUAAAAACCU
Messenger RNA from Loxodonta africana (African savanna elephant), 5619 nucleotides. It is a transcript of the gene FBLN2, whose product is annotated as fibulin 2. The record is from RefSeq and is a predicted model, not a curated record. Gene Ontology annotation, molecular function: calcium ion binding; extracellular matrix binding. Gene Ontology annotation, cellular component: extracellular region; extracellular matrix. NCBI's taxonomy places the organism in Eukaryota, Metazoa, Chordata, Mammalia, Proboscidea, Elephantidae. Gene Ontology annotation, biological process: positive regulation of cell-substrate adhesion. The coding region runs from base 1529 to 5065 and encodes 1178 amino acids. The transcript has 16 exons.